This is a messenger RNA of Salpingoeca rosetta, 834 nucleotides long. RefSeq lists its product as uncharacterized. The record is from RefSeq and is a predicted model, not a curated record. Lineage: Eukaryota; Choanoflagellata; Craspedida; Salpingoecidae. The transcript has 2 exons. The coding region runs from base 129 to 500 and encodes 123 amino acids.
AGCGAAAGCAAACUUUCGUCACAACGGCCUCACUCCUCACUUGAUACACGCGAGCAACCAGCCAAAACAACCCACCAAGACACACAAGAGCAGGGAGAUCAUCAUCACAGACAGCGGUAGCGACAGCGAUGGUGCAGCGGUCACCUUCCCCGGCCCACGUCCGUGAUAAGCGAUGGGUGCGAGGCCUUGUCGUGGCGGUGAUUGUCACCGCGAUUGCAGUAAAGAUGGAGAUGUAUGUGCGAUCGACAACAGACUGGACGGUCGUGCAGCAAGACAGCAUCUUCUGGCAGGCCAUGGAUGGCCUCUUCAUGAAGGCUGACGCCGUGCAGGUGAUUGUGCUCGCUGGCGCCAAGGAGUUUGGCGAGACAACAGGCCGCUACUUCCACAUGCACAAGGAGAAGCCGCAGCGUGCAGACGCAACAGACACCGACCUUGGCAAGGCCUUGUGGACGCGAGUAGAGCAGGAGAUUGCCGCCCGCCGUGCUGCACCAUCUGCAUAACCAACCAUCGCUCACACGUGCACGCAUCGACGUCUCAUCGGAGACAAUAUUUCUCGACAUGCACGUCCUCGCGUGCGCUCCGUUGUUGUUGUCUUGCUUUUAUCUGUGUCUUUGGCGCUUGGUUACAAAUGGUGAGAUGCAGUGUUGGUGCUGGUGCGUGAAUGGGUGAAGGAGUGGUGACCAGGUGCCCUGACACAAGAUAUGAGCAAUGGGUGCAUGUUAGUCGUGGUUUCGGUGUCCUCGUGUGUCGUGUUUGCGAUUGCUCUGCCCUCUCAUGAUGGUGUGGCAGUGCAUUCUGCCAAGUCGAAGAAAAACGCACAAUCAACUCAUCAUA